AAUAUAUAUAAACUAUUAUAAAUGAUAUAUAUUGUAUAUCGUCGCACUUGUACGAAAUUUAUAUCACACUCGUCAGUCUCCCACCCGCAAAGUUACCUCUUUUUCUCUCUCCAUUUUUCUUUCUCAAGAAAGGAACCGGAGAAGAAAUUAAGAAAGGGUCAUCAUUUAGGAAGAAACAGUGAUGGAAGGUGUUUCUGCGACCAUGUACAAGGGUUUGAGAAGGUACUGGAAGAGGAGAGGCUACGUCAAGCUAAAUGGUUCGGGACGGGAACGGCGGAGCAGGGUGGAGCUUGGUUCCUCUCGGCGGAGGAGGUUCUGGAGGAUCAGGGUCAAGGCAAAGCUGAGAAUACCUUCACCCAAGAAGUUCUUUGUUUGGCUACGUGAUGCCUACGUGAAAAUGAUGCUGAGGUUAGGCAACUCCAGGGUGGUUAGUAGUGGCUACGGAGGAGCCAUAGAUGAUAAUGGGAUUGCUACCUUUGGGAAGCGUCCGCUGAAAGAGUAUGACGAGAAAAUGAUCGUUGAGAUCUACAAAUCCUUGGUGAUGGCGCAAGGUCAGCUGGUGCCUUGGGAGGCAGGCAAGCUUAGCUCUGCAAUUAUUUGUCAUCGCUGAAAAAACAGAAAAAAAAAAAGUGUUAAGAGUGGGUUUAUUUAAUUUCACACAUCCGAUUAUUUUCGCCACAAACUUGUGGUGAAAGGAUUUGGAUCAUGGAAAUUAGAGAAGAAUCAAUUCCCAAAGAAAAGCCUGAAAAACUGCUUUUUUUUUUCCCUCUUCAAUAGGGUUUUAAUGUCGUUCUUUUCUUGUGAUUAAAACCAGUAAAUUGUUCAGUUUGGCAAUAGCCAAUAAGCUGUUAAAUGCACCUGACUAUUUGUCGGGGACCAAAAAUGGUUUUAAUUAAUAGCGGGAAGCAUCAUUCAUGCUUGUUAAUUUUUUUUAAUUAGUAUAAUUAAGCAUAAUUAAUUAAGUUCUAUGCGUAUUAAUUAGAUCAAGUUGUUCAGCUAUUUCGUCCUCCACUAAAUAUUGUUUGAUUGUGGUAGUGGCCGUCAACAUUCAUUGAUUCAGAGAAUAGGAAAAACAAUAUAUUAGCUAUUAUAUGAUGCCAUCAAGAACAAAUAACAAGAUUAAUUCAUGGGGAACAAUUAAUU
Molecule: messenger RNA, 1143 nt
Organism: Durio zibethinus
Lineage: Eukaryota; Viridiplantae; Streptophyta; Magnoliopsida; Malvales; Malvaceae
Source: RefSeq, a predicted model, not a curated record